AUGAACAAAUUCUAUAACAAUGUUUAUGAAUCAUCCUAUUUGGAGCGUGGAGGAGCAUACUGUCACAAGAAAAAGGACGUCACCCCAUGCCGAAUGCAGACAUCAGUAUGACAAUGAGAAGAUGAUUUCAAAAAUCAAGAAGCAGGCAGAGCAUAUUAAGUAUGAAAGGGAUGAUUCGCAGACUGGGUAUUUUCUCAGGUAAAACCGUCUGCUAAAACCGCAUGUGAUGGUGGAACAAUAAAACAGGAGAUUAUACGUAUAGAUGACCUUCAAGAAUUUAUUGACAAGAUUGAAAAGAUCCUAAAAGAACACCUUGAAAAAACCAUUCAUUCAAUAUCUGGGCGAAUUUUGACAGGACAUAAUACAGCUCAUGGUUUUGAUGUAGCUCAGUUAUCUCAGUUGCAGAGUGUGAAAACUGAAUUAACUACUCUACGUACCGGACUUGUAGAACGUCAGGAAACAUGUAAAUCUGUAUUCAGACACAGCUUUUCUGCAAUAAAGAGGAAGUCACGCUCAAGAAAGCAGAACAUUAAUAAGUGCAAGAAACGGAAGAAGGCGAAACAUUCAGAAAGAAAGAGAGAGAUACUCAGAAAAAUUGUACCAGAUUUACCAGAAGGAAAAAACAUGCAUAAAGAAAGAUAUUCGGCCAGCAAUCGUCAGGGGACUCCGAAAAAGACAAAAAA
Paramuricea clavata is the source of this 683-nucleotide messenger RNA. The record is from the annotation of a GenBank genome assembly. Lineage: Eukaryota; Metazoa; Cnidaria; Anthozoa; Malacalcyonacea; Plexauridae.